CGAGACCGCUCUGCCCUCGCGAGCUCCACCUCUGUGGCCGUCCGCGCCCCGCCCUCCGCCGCUGGAGAGGAGGAGCUGCUGCCAUCACUGCUGCCUCGGGCGCAGAUAAAGAAACUGAGGCAGAGUUUAAAUUAACCUGCCCAAGUCCAGACAGUUGGCAGAGUAAGUGGGAUCGGAGACGCCCAAGACUUCACACCAGCAUCCCUUUACCUUCCAAAGGAGUGCCCAUUCACCACAGACGAUGUCGUACGUCUUUGUGAAUGACUCUUCGCAGACUAACGUGCCCUUGCUUCAGGCUUGCAUCGAUGGAGACUUCACCUAUUCCAAGAGGCUUUUGGAAAGCGGCUUUGACCCAAAUAUCCGAGACAGCAGAGGUAGAACAGGCCUCCACCUGGCCGCCGCCCGAGGGAAUGUGGACAUCUGCCAGCUGCUGCAUAAGUUUGGUGCUGACCCUCUGGCCACGGAUUAUCAGGGGAACACAGCCCUCCACCUGUGUGGCCAUGUGGACACCAUCCAGUUCUUAGUUUCCAACGGACUCAAAAUUGAUAUUUGCAAUCAUCAAGGUGCUACCCCUUUAGUUCUGGCAAAGCGCCGGGGCGUGAAUAAAGAUGUCAUCCGACUGCUGGAGUCUUUGGAAGAACAGGAAGUAAAAGGAUUUAACAGAGGCGCACACUCGAAGCUGGAGACCAUGCAGACAGCAGAGAGUGAAAGUGCCAUGGAAAGCCAUUCUCUGCUCAACCCCAACCUCCAGCAAGGCGAAGGAGUCCUGUCCAGCUUCCGGACCACGUGGCAGGAGUUUGUGGAGGACCUGGGUUUCUGGAGGGUCCUGCUCUUGAUCUUGGUCAUUGCCUUGCUGUCUCUGGGCAUUGCCUACUACGUGAGUGGGGUGCUGCCCUUUGUGGAUAACCAGCCUGAGCUGGUGCACUGAGGGCUCUUGGAGAUGAGGCAAGGAGGCUGUCAGGGUGGCUGUUCAGUUUUUAGACUGUUUCUUAGUGCAAGGCAGUGAGGCCUGUCUGUUAGGAUUUUUAUUUACCGUGAUCCUUACAGAAGAAUGAUGUGUUCCACUGAACUUCGUCCUGUAGUUGGUUAUGCUGCAUCCUCAUGCUACCCUUUGACACAGGCUGUGUCUAGGGAAGACAUCCCCAGGCUUGUGUGGUUCAAGUGUGGUGGCAACCAGGCAGACACUCAAGGCAGAGGCUCUGGAGGCCUCACAGUGGGUACCCGACCUUUAUGGAGGAACAGUGGCCAUCAGAAAACACAUUGCUUUUUCUAGGGUUCCAUUUGCCAGUGGCUUUGUUUUCUCUCUUGUUUGUUCCUUUUGCAAUAAUUGUGUUCUGUUUUUAUUUACUUUCCUGGCAAGAGGAGGGAGUGAAAACUUUCAACUUGAAUUUUAAUUUCUUUUACAAUCUGUAUGACAAAUUGGAACUGUUAGGAACUUUGACUUUAAAGGAUGUAGUGAGACAGUAGGCAGGUUCAGAACAUUAGCAGUCUUCUCUUUAAUGUGGGUUGAGUUGAUCAGGGUUUAGUUUCCACAGAGCAAUUUUGAUUCAUUUUAAACUGAUUGUUUGCAGUGUCUGAAAAUCAGCUUUUUAUGGAGUUGAGCUCACUCUUCCCUCUCCUCCCAUUUUUACUUUGGAGAUGUCCCAUUCAGAAGAACAGCAGGACACUCUUUGUAGUGAAUAGUCAUUAGAGAGUCCCCCCCUCACUGUCACCACACUCGGGAGUCCACCAGCCAGCUGUGCCAUGAGGUUUACCAUGGUUAACCCUCGGUCUGAACGAACAGGUUCAGGUCAGCAGGCGUCCAGCCAUGGAGUGGGGAGUAUUUCUGAGUAGAGAGUCCUGGACAGUACUGUGCUGCUGCUAUGAUGUCUGCCCCUGAAAGCAGGGCAUUCACAUGAUGGAUAGGAAUCUGGACCCUAAACUACAUUGCAGCUUGUCAGCCUCUCUGAAAGCCCUCUUUGGUUCUGUGGUAUAGAGAUCACAUUUCUUAUAAUAUUGCAGAGCAUGGAGGUUUAAUAAUUGAGUAAAAUCUGAAACUUGCACUAAAAGGCUUUCUUUUCUAUAGCAAAGGCACCCUUGGCCAAGUGUCUGGGUAGAGUGGCCCUUCUGCGAGCCUCUUGCUCACUGGCAUCUUCUCUGCUUUCAGAUAUGCAGUGCCGACACUUUUCUUUCAGGUGGCUUUAUCCUGUCUGAAGGAACUGUUUUACAGCUUUGCACUGGCUGCUUCAGCAUCAGCUUGCAUAGCUUGCUUUUAACUAAUCAUGUUUGGUAGAUGCAGGCUUUUGCUUUUGCAUGGAGAACACUAGAAUUCAAGUUCAAAGCAUGUUCAGAACAAGUGCUUUGGAAUUGGUUUCCCCUCCGUAAGUCAGAAUAUAGUAGUAUGUAAAUAUUUUGUCUUUAUGAUCCCUGCUUCCUGUCUAGCGCUGGUUUCUGUGCAUGUUGUGUUCCACAUUAUUCAUUUAAAUGCUUCCAAUAAAUGCAUUUAUAAACCCUUC
This is a messenger RNA of Mastomys coucha (southern multimammate mouse), 2495 nucleotides long. It is a transcript of the gene Ankrd46, whose product is annotated as ankyrin repeat domain 46. The record is from RefSeq and is a predicted model, not a curated record. Bases 242 to 928 code for a protein of 228 amino acids. The transcript is spliced from 5 exons. Gene Ontology annotation, molecular function: protein binding. Lineage: Eukaryota; Metazoa; Chordata; Mammalia; Rodentia; Muridae.